UUUUGGAGAAAUAAUUAGCAAAUGGAUUUGUAUAUUCAAUUGCCUCCUAUAAAAGGAGGUGCAAUAGGAGGAAGAUCGCAUGCACAAUAACACAAUUGAAUAUUAUCAAGGAUAUUGUAGGUGGCAUCAUGUCUCCUUCUCCUCCUCCUACUGCUUUACUUGUUCUACUGCUACUAGUGUUUGUCGCCGUCGUCUGCAAGGAAACUACGCAUGCCUCAGCUUUGAAUGCUGCUACUACAAUGGGAGUGUCCCCGCAAAAGUUGGAGAGGAUUCAAAGAUACUUGGAAAAGAUAAAUAAACCUGCUGUAAAAUCCAUUAAAAGCCCAGAUGGAGAUAUCAUCGACUGUGUUCUUAUGAACAAGCAACUAGCUCUUGAUCAUCCUCUUCUAAAAAAUCACAAAAUUCAGAAAGUAGCACCCAAGAGGCCAGCUUCGCGGUCCGAAGCUGGUAACCAACAACCGAGAAAUGGAACCACGAGAAGGGCUUGGCAGGCAUGGAACCAUGUCGGAAACUGCCCCGAAGGAACAGUGUCGGUGCGGAGGACGACAGUGGAGGAUGUGUUGCGAGCCGGAUCUCUCUCUCGCUUCGGCAAGAAGAAAGUUCAUAAACAACCUGUUGGCGCGCCUUACACGGGACAUGAGGUAUUAACUAUUGUUUACCCUGCAAUGUAUGGAGACAGCACAACCAGACUAUUCAUCUACUGGACGAGGGACGCAUAUAAGACUACGGGUUGCUACAACUAUAUGUGCCCAGGAUUUGUGCAAACAAGCAACGAAGUAGUCCUCGGAGGAACGAUAGCCCCAGUAUCGACGUACGAUGCCGACCAACGUGAAAUUACAAUUCUUGUGCGGAAGGAUCCAAAUAGUGGCAAUUGGUGGCUUAGCUAUCAAAAUAUUGAUGUUGGUUACUGGCCAAAUGAGAUCUUCACGCACCUCGCGAGCUACGCCACUUCGGUGGAAUGGGGUGGAGAGAUCGUGAACAACGACGUCAACGGGCAACACACGACGACCCAGAUGGGUUCGGGCCACUUCGCGGAGGAAGGGUACCGAAAGGCAAGCUACUUCCGCAACGUCGAGGUCGUAAAUUCUGCUAAUGCCCUCAUCCCACCCCAGUCUGCCGGCACCAAUGCAGGGAACCCCAACUGUUAUGAUAUUCAGACCUUCUCCAACGCGAACUGGGGGUUUUAUUUCUUCUACGGUGGCCUGGGCAGAAACCCUGAGUGCCCUUAAUGCGAGAAUUCAAAAUACUACGCUCUCCUACUAACUGCUAUACUAUAGAUGCUGUAUUUGAUAUAUUUGAAUAAAAACCCCAAACUCGUUUGUGGGCGAGUACCAGAGUUAUACUAUCGAUACUGUAUUUGAUAUAUUGGAAUAAAAAUUCCAAACUCGUUUGUGAGCGAGUACUAGAGUUUGGGAAUCUAAUAUGCUCCAAUA
Molecule: messenger RNA, 1433 nt
Organism: Ananas comosus (pineapple)
Lineage: Eukaryota; Viridiplantae; Streptophyta; Magnoliopsida; Poales; Bromeliaceae
Exons: 8
Coding region: 129-1229 (366 amino acids)
Source: RefSeq, a predicted model, not a curated record